UGGCUUACGAGGAAAUGAAAUCCCGCUACAAUAUCUACCAAGGUCGUAAUGCUGAUUACCGUUUGAAAUCACUGGAAUAUAUCGUGUUUGCGGCGUUAUCAAAAAUUAUAGCUGCCAGUACAACAUAUCCUUACCAAGUGAUACGAUCAAGACUCCAAGACCAGCAUAGAGAUUACGGUGGAAUCCUUGAUAUCAUCAGUCAGAUCUUUCGGUAUGAGGGAUUUCAAGGCUAUUACAAGGGUUUUGGAAUCUACCUCUUACAUGUGACGCCGAACAUAUGUAUUGUGUUUCUCCUCUACGAAUAUGUGACAGCCUGGAAUAAAAACAGACAUUUGAAUGAUGCAGACCAGAAGGAAAAAUGGAGUUGAUGAACACCUACAUCCGAGUUUUCAGGAUGUUCAAAGUGAAUGUCCACGAACAGAGGAAUUUCCAUGAAUCUGGUUUAAAGUGAGUUUGAUCCAUACUGGGGAGUUUGGAAGACCACAAAUGGUUCAAAUUAAACUGCAGGAAAAUGAAGAGUGAAAGAUCUGAACAUUAUUGAAGACCACUGAUGUGACGAGUUUCAAGAAUUCAGGAUUUCUGAAUGAGGCCAGCAUUUAACACAUCUUUUCUUAACAUAACAUGGAAAUGAACUAGACAAUUUGAAAGUGAUAUAUGUUUUACAGGCAUGAAUGAUUUGUGCAAAUGCUGGAGUAAACAAAUUAUUUUGUGCAAGAAAUACAAAGCUGUGAUAAAAUGAGUGAAAUUUUUUUGAAAUAAUUCUAGAGAGCGAUAUCAUUUUUGGAUGUUUUUCACACUUGGCCUAAAGAGUAAGGGUUGAAGGUCCUAGUUAGUUUAAGCUAUAGCAUGAUGCCCAUCAUCCAAUUGUUGUCAACUUUUCCCCUUUAAACAGCUUCUUUUCAAUAACCAAAAGGCCUAGAAUUGUGAUAUUUGGCUGGAAGGUUUCUGAGAGUUUUAUAAAAAGAAAUAAGCUUGAACAAUAUUCAAGGUCACAGGGGUCAAAUUUGUUGAAACCAUCUCUUCUCAUUAAUUAGGACAAGUACCAGCAAGGGGAGCAAUGCAGGCCCAUUACGCCUCUUGUUAAAAUUGUUGUAUUUUGUUUCAGAUAUUGAUUUGAAUUUUUUCUUAUUUUUUGAGACUUGGUUAGCAUUGACAAUCUUCCAUUGUAAACAUUCCUUUUUAACUUGAUGAGGUCUUUGUGUUUAUCAUGAAUUCCUAACAGUUUGACUAGUCAGAGUUAUAGACACAAGGGAGCAAUAUCUGAACACCUUUUGUUGUACACAUUAGAAUUACUGGACUGGUUGAGUUACCUGGAAAUUUACCUGCUAUGUUUUCUCAUUUUUCUUUAAUAAUUAUUAUUAUCAUGAGAGUUUCUUUACACUCCUG
Messenger RNA from Ylistrum balloti, 1386 nucleotides. RefSeq names its product mitochondrial folate transporter/carrier-like. The transcript is spliced from 3 exons. The coding region runs from base 15 to 368 and encodes 117 amino acids. Lineage: Eukaryota; Metazoa; Mollusca; Bivalvia; Pectinida; Pectinidae. The record is from RefSeq and is a predicted model, not a curated record. Gene Ontology annotation, biological process: transmembrane transport; nucleotide transport.